Molecule: messenger RNA, 3083 nt
Organism: Xenopus laevis (African clawed frog)
Lineage: Eukaryota; Metazoa; Chordata; Amphibia; Anura; Pipidae
Gene: has2.S
Product: hyaluronan synthase 2 S homeolog
Biological process (GO): hyaluronan biosynthetic process; extracellular matrix assembly
Cellular component (GO): endoplasmic reticulum membrane; lysosome; vesicle
Molecular function (GO): hyaluronan synthase activity
Source: RefSeq, marked provisional
GGAGUCAAUGAGAGAGAAAAAGGGGCGUCUGGAAGGGAUAACACUCUGGCACUGUUUGCUCUGAAGGAACGACUAGAAGCCACACUCACUGCUCCAUCAGCUUCACAUGUUGCACAUCUGGAUCGCCCGCUGCUCUGCGACAAACUCGCACUCUCUGCGCGCACAGCGCAACUGCCACUCGCAAAGGACCAGCUGAUUCCCAAAGUGCUUCAUAGUCUAGAUAGGACCUUUUUUUUAUAUAUAUAUAUAUAUAUUAUAUUAAAUAUAUUUUUUUUUAAAUUGGAAGGGAAACGUGGAAGCUCUUUUCCACUUUAUAUAUAUAUAUAGAAUUUAUUACUUUUAUAGACCAGUAUUUUUUGUUAUUUAAUUGAUCCUGCUGGCUGACCAAAGCUCCUCUGAUAAUACCUCAGUGUUGGGACCUGGGCUGGCGGACCACACAGCAGACUGCAGCCCUAGUGACCACAGGACCAAGGCAAUAACCAAGAUGCACUGUGAACGGUUUAUAUGCAUCCUGAGAAUAAUUGGGACAACUCUCUUCGGAGUCUCCUUGUUACUUGGAAUCUCAGCUGCUUAUAUCGUUGGUUACCAAUUUAUCCAAACAGACAACUAUUAUUUCUCAUUUGGACUCUAUGGGGCGAUUUUAGCCCUCCACCUUAUUAUCCAAAGCCUUUUUGCCUUUCUGGAACACCGAAAAAUGAAACGAUCUCUAGAAACCCCCAUUAAACUGAAUAAAUCAGUUGCCCUAUGUAUUGCUGCAUAUCAAGAGGACGAAGACUACUUACGGAAAUGUUUACUUUCGGUCAAGCGCUUGACGUACCCAGGAAUGAAAGUCAUCAUGGUGAUCGAUGGAAACUCGGACGAUGAUCUCUACAUGAUGAAUAUCUUUCGUGAGAUUAUGGGGAAUGACAGCUGCGCCACUUACGUAUGGAAAAAUAACUUCCACAUGAAAGGCCCCAACGAGACGGACGAAACGCACAGAGAGAGCAUGCAGCACGUAACGCAGAUGGUUCUCUCCAAUAGAAACGUGUGCAUCAUGCAGAAAUGGAAUGGGAAGAGAGAAGUCAUGUACACCGCGUUCAAGGCACUGGGGAGAAGUGUGGAUUAUGUGCAGGUAUGUGAUUCUGACACAGUGCUUGAUCCGGCGUCAUCAGUGGAGAUGGUCAAAGUACUGGAGGAAGACAUCAUGGUUGGAGGAGUGGGUGGAGAUGUGCAGAUUUUAAACAAGUACGACUCAUGGAUUUCCUUCCUGAGUAGCGUCAGAUACUGGAUGGCGUUUAACAUUGAGAGAGCAUGCCAGUCUUACUUUGGCUGUGUGCAAUGCAUUAGCGGCCCGUUGGGGAUGUACCGCAAUUCCCUUCUCCACGAAUUCAUUGAAGACUGGUACAACCAAGAAUUUUUGGGUUCCCAGUGCAGUUUUGGGGAUGACCGUCACCUAACCAAUCGAGUUUUGAGUCUGGGCUAUGCAACCAAAUACACGGCCAGAUCCAAAUGCCUUACUGAAACACCCACCGAGUACCUACGGUGGCUCAACCAGCAAACGCGAUGGAGCAAGUCCUACUUCCGAGAAUGGCUGUACAAUUCAUUGUGGUUCCAUAAACAUCACUUAUGGAUGACCUACGAAGCUGUGAUUACUGGAUUCUUUCCUUUCUUCCUCAUCGCCACUGUCAUCCAGCUCUUCUACCGUGGAAGGAUCUGGAACAUCCUCCUGUUCUUGCUGACAGUACAACUUGUAGGCCUUAUCAAAUCUUCCUUUGCUAGUGCCCUCCGAGGGAACAUAGUCAUGGUCUUCAUGUCCUUCUACUCAGUGUUAUACAUGUCCAGUUUACUACCUGCCAAAAUGUUUGCCAUUGCCACCAUCAACAAGGCAGGUUGGGGCACAUCAGGAAGGAAGACAAUAGUUGUGAAUUUUAUAGGACUGAUUCCUAUAACCGUUUGGUUUACAAUUCUCCUUGGGGGCGUCUGCUACACUAUUUGGAGGGAAACAAAAAAGCCAUUUUCAGAAUCUGAAAAGAUAGUUCUCGCCGUUGGUGCAAUACUUUACGCAUGCUACUGGGUCAUGCUUUUGACUAUGUAUGUUUCUCUCGUCAUGAAGUGUGGCAGGCGGAGAAAGGAACCACAACAUGACUUGGUGAUUGCUUGAUGUAUGAUGAUACAGAUGUGCCUGAAAAAGUACAAACAUUAUUAUUAUUUUUCUUAAAUGUCAAAAAAAAAGCCUUCCGCUUUAGGAAAUCUAAGUAUUACCGACAUGAAUUCAUGUCACGAUGGGAAAUGCAACACUGCUGCUGCAACUUGAACAAACUCUACGUGUGGACUCAUUUUCAAUUAGCCAAAGUAGUUGAACUUGAGUUGUUGUUAUUGAGAACAUAGAUCAAACCUGUUGGGCGCCGGAGAGAUUUAAUGCAAUUUGUUAGAGAUCUAUCUCUGGUGCACAACGGGUUUUACGUUGGCCGUCCACAAGAAAGGUGGGCGGCCAUGUUGUUUAUGCACUUUUUUUUUCUGUUGUGCAUAUGCCUGACAGUGUUACGUUCUAUAUACCUCACUGGUCAUGCUUAUGUCUGGGUGGUCAUGGUAGAGAGAGGAGCAGGAAGAGUUUCUAUGGAUCCUUACUCACUAAGGGAUCUGGUUGAAUGUUUCCUUUCUCUGGCGACGUUCCAAGUAAAUGAACCUUGUGGCUCUAGCAAUACCUUACAACAUAAUUUAUAAACUUUAUUUUUUAAAGUUCCUUUGUUUUUUUUUUGUUUUUAUUUUUAGGGACGGCCUUAUGUUUUAAGGCUGUCAGAUGAACUGCCAUGUGUCCUCUAAAAAUAUGUACAUUGGUUAAGCUGUAUUUUUAUAUGAUUGUAUUAAUUAUGUUUUUUAUUUCUAUGCUAAUGUUUAAAUUUUUUUUUACAUAUUUUAUAUUGUACCUAUCUGCUAAAUAAUUUGGUACUUUAUUCUUUUUAAACUGUGUUGUUUUUUUUUUUAUUAUUAUUAUUUUUUUUUAAACCGAUACUUGUUAUUUUUAAACUGGCCAAAAUGUGAAAAUUUAUAAUGGUUCAUAUUGUCCAAAAAUGAAAAGAAUAAAAGAAUUAUUUGUACUUUAA